AUGGACUUCUGCCCUCGGGGUAUAGAAGGCGGCUUCUGCCAUCAGUUGGCAGCCAUGGCUCCGAUCGAACGAGCAACUCUUCGUCCCAUCGUCUACUACGAGUUCCUCCAAGGACAUUCUGCGAGAGCCGCCGCGUACAACAUCUGCGCUGCAUUCGAGGGCAACGUCGUCCACUGGUUGAAACGCUUCGAAUCUGGCGACACGACCUUCGGAGAUCGACCACGCUCAGGACGUCCAUCUACAGUCGAUGACGAAGCCCUGCGGAACGCCCUCGACGCGAAGCCGAACGCCACCAUUCGCGAUUCGGCGACUACACUUGGAGUCACCCAUAUGGCUAUCGGCAACCAUCUGAACGACCUCGGCUAUCGGAAGGUUUACUCGACAUGGGUCCCUCAUCGGCUCGGCGACUCUGACAAAGCAAGCCGUGGGCAAAAACUUUUGGCCCACCCUGUAUAUUCAGGGUGUCCCAUGAAGACCGAGGGACAGGUUGAAGAGAUCCCUAGAAUGUCUUUUUACUUUGAGGGACCUAUCCGCAAGCCUGAGGACGGAGGAGACGAAUUUCAGUUACGGGAUUGGAGAAGAUCCCAGUCUGCAGGUUCAAAGCUUUCUGAUCGGCUUGCGGCAUGCAGAAGGCUGUACCUCAGGGAUAUCCUGCAGUUCCUCCGCAUUCACGAUCUGAGUUCUUCAGCUGAGCCACCUAUCGCCACUAACAUUCCGAUCGUGGAAGGUGUGCGCAACUUUGACAUUCCCAAAGAAGAUGGCAUCCUUGUGCUGAAUCAGGAAACCUUUAAUCAAGCAUUGAUCUCUCAUAAAUUUGUCCUUGUGGAAUUUUAUGCACCAUGGUGUGGGCAUUGCCAAGCCCUGGCUCCUGAGUAUAUCAAGGCAGCAAAAGAAUUGAAAGGGGAUAAGGAUAUUGCACUGGCAAAAGUGGAUGCUACUUUGGAAAAACCUCUUGCUCAGCAAUACAACAUACAGGGCUUUCCCACUCUCAUAUUUUUCCAUGAUGGCUUGAAGGUUGAGGACUAUGAUGGUCCACGAACAGCAGAUGGGAUAGUGCAGUACAUGAAAGUUAGACUGGACCCUGAAUGGAAGCCACCUCCCUCCUCAGUUCUAGUUCUAAUAGCUGAGAACUUCACUACUGUGAUGAAUGCACAACCUCUGAUGUUGCUUGAGUUCUAUGCUCCAUGGUGUGCACAUUGUCAGCGUUUUGCACCUGAAUAUGAGGGUGCUGCAAAGGAACUUCUUCCACAAGGCAUCCCCCUUGCCAAAGUAGAUGGGACAGUUGAGAAGAGCAUAGCUGAUCAAUAUGGCAUCAGUGGUUGGCCCACAUUGAAGGUAUCUCGUCAUGGGCGCAUGUUUGACUACAAGGGCCCCCGUGACAAGUCUGGGAUUGUGAGCUAUAUGCUUGACCUGAAACUUCCUCCUUCUACAGAAGUGUCCUCGAUUCAAGAGCUGCAGAAUAAACUCUCUCGUGUUGAUGGGUCUGUCAUUGCCUUUUUUUAUCAGAAGUCCAACCUCUACGAUGAAUAUAUGGCUGCUGCUUUCUCUCUCAAGUUGAUGGAAGACCAAGGCAAUAUCCUGCAUACAUUCUCAUCUGAGAUAUUGGAGAAAUACAAGACAAAGCCUGAUACCAUUGCUGCUAUCAUACCCAAAGCUCUCAUUUCAAAAUAUGAGAAGCAAAUUCAGUUCUUUGGAAGCAAGGGGAGCACUGAGUCAUAUUUAGUGAAGGAGAUCCAGGCACGCAUCACACCCUUGGUAGGCCACCGCACCAAGAAAAAUGCUCCUGGUCGAUAUCGAAAGCGUCCUUUGCUUGUGGCAUACUAUGAAGUCAACUUCUCACAUGAAUAUGUGAAAGAUACAAACUUUGUGCGUGAGAAGCUGGUUGAGGUGGCAAAGGACUAUCCAGAUCAUGCAAUCUUAUUUGCUGUGAGUGACGAGACUGAGUUUGAAGAUGAGUUGGUGUCACUGGGUUUGGCUGAUUCUGGAGUGGAUGUAAAUGUGGCUCUCUGGGAUGAUAAGGAUAAGAAGUAUGUCAUGGAGCCCACAGACAAUCUGGACAGUGAUGACAUUCGGGAAUUCAUCUCUCUGGUUCAGGCUGGGAAAGUGAAGCCUUAUUUAAAGUCUGAGCCCAUUCCACGGAAUCAGGAAGGUUCUGUCAGGGUGGUUGUGGCCAGCACGUUUGAGGAGGAGAUUCUGAAGCCUGAAAAGGAUGUCCUUAUUGAAUUCUAUGCUCCUUGGUGUGGCCACUGCAAGGAGCUGGAGCCAAUUUAUGAGAGAGUGGCUCAACAUGUUGCAAAAUCCAAUGACAAACUUGUCCUGGCUAAGUUUGAUGCUACAGCCAAUGAUGUUCCACCUGGAUUUGAUGUCAAGGGGAUCCCAACCAUCUACUUCUUGCCAGCCUUUGAGAAGAAAGAUCCCAUUCUCUUUGAUGGACCUCGAACAUUUGAGGGGAUUAAUGAAGGUGGAAUGGGACCAAAGAAAAAGAACCCUAUUAAUGGGUUCUCAAUAUUCAUGCGAGAACAACGGGAUGAGAUGCAAAGGAGAGAGGGGAGGGUUUUCAGGAAUAUGGAAGAGGUGGUUGUUGCUUGCCGCCCAAGGUGGAACCUGCUCGCUGAAGAAGAUAAGCAAAGGUACAAUGAUGCGGCAAAAAAGGAAAGGGAGAAGGAGAAGAAGGACCUUACAAAGAAAUAUGACAGUUAUGGUAUGCCACUGUCAGAACGUAUUCGUGAAGAAAAUGAGAAGAAAGCAGCAGAGCGAGCUAUGAUUGAAGAUAUAAGGAGAACAGUACAGGAUGGUUUCAAUAAGGGAACUCUAGUGGAUGAACUAUUUCAUUUCAUAGACUUCAACAUCUUCGUACGUACAGAUGAGAUUCAUCAUCUGGUUGAUAAGUAUCGUCCAGCAGAAGUGGCUGCUGUUGAGUACACAAUCUCCCAGGGAGUUACAAAGAAAUUACAUGCUCUCCUUCACCCUGACAACAUUCCAUUAGGAUAUCGAUCCCAGGCUCAGGACUUUGCAGCUGAACAUGGCAUUCGAUUGGAACUGCAAGGGAACCUGUUGGAGAAGAACUAUCCAGGAAUAGUGAUUAGACUCUUGAAUCUUCUCAAUCCAUCAGGGGAUAAGGCUGAGUAUCCUCCAUUCUACACCAUGCCAGACCAGGUUGAGAAGGUCACGUCUCUUUUGGAAUGGUUGUGGAUGCAUGGUCAGCGGAGAGGUCAGCGAAACCCAUUUCGUGUUUAUCAACUCAAUCAUCUUCUUUUCCAUCUAAGAGCUGUUUGCACUGGUGAGAACCUGGCUUACCCAUCCAGUGUGACAGCCACAGAUGUGCUGCUCAACUCAAGCUUUGAUCAUGUGGGAGGAAUAGCUUGCAAGUAUCAUAGGGAAGAAUGUGAAAGCACAAGACCAUGUGUGCUGAGCUUGGUGGUGCGCCAAGCAUACCUCAUUUCUGAUGCCAUCUGUGAGCAUUUUGGAGUUGAACUCCAGCCAAACAAGCACUGCCCAGUGCUUUGUGAGACCCCUUAUCUCUCUGUUGAUGAGGAUCCAGGAAGAGAGUGCCAUGGAGGAGCCACUGCAUCAGCUGCACAUCUUGACCAAGGAGAUCCAGAUGUUGACAAUAAUGGUGCUGGUUUCCACAUGGUUCAACAUAAUAAGAAACCAAUUGGGAAGGCUUCUGUAGAUGGUGGGGCACUCCCUACUGCUUUGAAGAUGUCUCGACCUGGUGCUCGCAUGGCAGACCCCAAGAAAGUGAGUUCAGAGCUCUUCACAUUGACUUAUGGAGCUCUCGUGGCUCAGAUGCUCAGAGAUUAUGAGAACACAGAAGAAGUCAAUAAGAACCUGGAGAAGCUUGGCUGGAGUAUUGGGGUCAGACUCAUUGAGGACUUCUUGGCCAGAUCAGGCUCAACAAAAUGUUAUGAUCUGAAAGACACGGCUGAGAAGAUUCAGGCAGGGUUCCGUAUGUUUCUUGGUGUCAGUCCAUCCAUAAGCAACUGGAGCCCAUCUGGGGAUGAAUUCUCCUUAUUCCUGGACUCAAAUCCGCUGACAGACUUUGUUGAACUCCCUCCCUCCCAGGCAGCUCUCAAGUACUCCAACAUCAUUCCUGGUGUUAUACGAGGAGCUUGUGAAAUGGUCCAUCUGGAAGUGCAGAGUUGGGUUUCAGGAGAUCCCUUGAAGGGAGAUGAUAAGACAGAGAUUCGUGUCAAGUUCCUCAGGAGGAAAUCCUCAGUUAAAAUUGAAUAUUCUAAUCUCCCUGAGAUAGAUGAUUCUGAACUAAUUUUCACAGAUGACCCGGGAGCAGCAGAGAGAAAAAUUGGAUCAGCUGACAAGCUGAUUGCCAAUGUGAAGCCGCUCCCGAUCUGUCGCUUCAAAGCGAAAGGAACGGUACCCAUGAGUGAGAAACUCACAAUGUAUCUGCCACUGGUGAAGUACAAAAUCCCCAUUGGGACAAUCACUCCCACAAUUGCAUGUGUUGAUGGCAUUCCAUGUUCAAGGGCAAAACGCUUCUCCAAUUUCACCACUGGAGGUGAAGGUGACGCGGUCUUGAGCAGGCGACAAGGGAGGGAUAAGCUGCGUGAUGCCAGUCUCGUCACGCAGCAUCCACGUGCCUCGCCGCAGCAAUGGAGCCAUUUCAAUAUGGACCCCUCCGUGCAGCCUCUGUCCAUAAAAGAUGCAAUUGAGAAAAAGGAAGAGAUCAAUCAGCAAGGCAAACAAGAAGCAAAAAGUGGAUAUCAAGGACAAGGAACCACAGAUACACCAAAAGAAGAAUGCAUCCUGUGUCUUUCAACCACCAAAGGACCAAAUAGAUUCAAAAAUUGUGCAGGACAUGCCUCAUGUGUUGUUGAGAAUUCAAAUACAGGUAGCCCAACAGUCAAGCCCAUCCAGAAAGUUGGAAGAAAAAAGAAGAGAAGCAAAUUUUUGAGCAAGGAUGAUUGCAUUCAAGAGUCAUUAGACACUGAGUGUAUUAGGGAUGCUGAAGGACUGAAAAGGCUGUCAGUGGUACUUCGCCCAUUAGGAACCAAACAUUCAGAUACCCAUAUCAUUCCAAGUCAGUCAGCAGAACGGGAUGGAAGCCCUCAACUAGAAGAGGGUGAGCAGGAGGAUGAAUCAUUGUCAGAGCUUGAGGAGGAGACAACUGGGCAAGAUCCAUUCGAUGAACACUUGGGGACUUUGCUUCCAGAACAAUUUGUGAAAAGUAGCUUAUUUCAAUCCAAGAAAUGGAAAGUUGAAGAGAUAGAGCUUCAGACUUUGGGUCAUUGCCUUUUUUAUCACUGUCCUGAGGAGGCUUCUCCAGGGGUACCUUCCAUUGGUUUGUUGGAGAAAGAUGUUGGAGAGGCCCCAUUGAAUCUGUUCCAUAGUUCCCUCUUGAAAGAUGGCUCAGUCUUUCCUCCCCCAGAAAGAAUGAUUCUGAAGGAAAGUUUUAUUAAAGCUGCUGUCACAAGAAACCUUCCUAAUAGUAUCAAAGCAACUUUGAAGCAAAAGGGAAAGUCAGUUUUGAGUGACCUUCAACGGUCAGUAUUUCAUAUCAUCAACUCCUACACAGACCUACUCUUCACAGAACGAACUCAUAGCAAUGGGGAAGAGCUUCGUUUCAUCUAUUGCCUUCAUGCCAUCAACCAUGCUCUCAAAACCAGGACUAAGAUUGUCAAUCACAAUGCCAAGCUAGAAAAGUGGAGAAAGAAAAAGAAGACAGGAGAGGAGGUUCUUGAAUAUCAAGAUCAAGGUUUGGCAAGGCCCAAGAUUCUGAUCGUUGUGCCCUUCCGAGAAUCAGCUCUCAGAGUAGUGACGAUGAUGUCUCAACUACUAUUCCCUGAUGACCACAAGGGGAAUAUCAUCAAUAAGAAGAAAUUCUUGGAUCAUUUUGAAUCUGAGGAUACUGAGCUGGUGAAGAGGCCAAACUUGAGUGAUGAUUUCAGGUUAACUUUUGCUGGGAAUAUUGAUGAUGCUUUCAAUGUUGGUUUAAACAUCACUAAGAGUGCCAUCAGGCUUUUUAGUGAUCUGAAGACUGCAGACAUCAUCGUGGCUUCCCCCUUGGGAUUACGGGUGCUUAUAGGAGCAGAAGGUGAUAAGGAACGAAAAACUGAUUUCCUUGCCUCUAUUGAGAUCCUGAUACUUGACCAGCCUGAAGUUUUCCUCAUGCAGAACUGGGAGCACAUGACCCAACUCUUUAAGUCCCUCCAUCUCCAGCCAAGAGACACGAAGGAAAUUGACUUUUCCCGUGUUAGGAUGUGGAGCAUAAAUGGCUGGGCUCGCUACUAUUGCCAAACUCUCAUCUUCACAUCAAUCAUCACUCCUGAAAUUCUGUCAGUCUUCAAUAGGCAUUGCACAAACUAUGAGGGGAAACUCUGCACUGCCAACCCUAUCACAGUUGGAUCAGUAUCUCAAGUGAUUGUGCAGGUGCCUCAGGUCUUCCAGAAGUUCUUAUCCACUGAUCCCCAGAGUGAUCCAGAUGACAGGUUCCAGUUCUUCAUCAACAAAGUCCUUCCCCAGUACAAAGAGAGUUUGAUGGCCCACACCAUGAUCUACAUUCCCUCAUACUUUGACUUUGUGCAACUGAGAAAUUACUUCAAGAAGGAAGAGAUCAGCUUCACACAGCUCUGUGAAUAUUCAGAUCCAGACAAGAUAGCACGUGCACGGAACAGAUUCUAUCACAGCAAGAGGCACUUCUUACUGUACUCAGAGAGGCUCCAUUUUUACAAGCGGUACUGCAUCAAAGGAAUCCGCCACCUGAUCUUUUAUGGCCUCCCAACAUUUCCAAACUUCUACUCAGAGAUUCUGAAUUUCAUGCAGGUGAAUCUGGUUGUUUGGGAUGACUUGGGUCGAUACGUGGAUGGAGGUCCUCCCAAACUACUUCACCUCCUUCUAUCAACCUUGAGCUACAUGACAACAAUAACACCAGAUGAGAAGUGGAAGAUGGAGCUGCUAGGUUCCAGAGCCGAAGUCUCAUAUCUGUACUCCCCAGAAGGCAGAAGGGAUUUGACACACUCUGAUUCACGUGCAGACCAAUCCCAGCAGGCAACCUCGUUGUUCCCACCAUACGAACUGAUGACCCAGGAUUUAGACCGAGGAUGGGCUGCCAAUCGUCUCACCCUCAAACCUGAACAUGAGAGUUCAUGA
Messenger RNA from Darwinula stevensoni, 7107 nucleotides. Lineage: Eukaryota; Metazoa; Arthropoda; Ostracoda; Podocopida; Darwinulidae. The record is from the annotation of a GenBank genome assembly.